AUAUCUUAACGUCAAUUCGUCACGAAGACAAUCACGAAAUCACGAAUUUGUGCAAGUGGUGAGCAAAGUAAAUGAUGAGAAAGCAAGCAAAGUGAAAUUGUUGUUUUUGUCAGUGUUUUGUUAAAUAUACGUUUGUGUUUUAUUUACGUCUAUAUACUUUGCGUGAACAUUGUUGUGUAGGAAACCUACGUGAUUAUGUGUACAAUAUGCGCAGAGUGUUGAUUACGAAUGACAUCUGUUAACAAAAGGAAAACAGUAAAAUAGAGACGUUCAUAAUCUUAAUUCAGUAUGAGUUCGACGGAGACCAUCAACCUCACGGCUCAGCCGAUGAUUAAGGAGGUGGUCCACGAAAAGGAUUCCAUGUUCCUCCAAACCCCUGGUGCUCAGGGGAUCGCCGGGAUCUUCGUUUUUGCGGCGCUAUUCAUUACUUGCCAACAGAUCUACCAGCACCUGCGCUGGUACACGAAUCCCUCCGAGCAGCGUUGGAUAGUCCGUAUUCUCUUCAUCGUACCUAUAUACGGCUGCUACAGCUGGAUCUCACUGCUGUUCUUCAACGGAAACUCCUACUAUGUAUACUUCUUCACUGUCAGAGAUUGCUAUGAAGCAUUCGUGAUCUACAGUUUCCUGUCUCUCUGCUACGAGUACCUAGGCGGGGAGGGUAACAUAAUGUCGGAGCUCCGCGGGCGUCCCGUGCGGGCGUCGUGCGUGAAUGGCACGUGCUGCCUCAGUGGUGCCACCUAUACCAUCGGGUUCUUGCGUUUCUGCAAGCAGGCGACUCUUCAGUUCUGUCUUAUUAAGCCCGUUUGCGCCUUCAUUAUUAUAUUCUUACAGGCUCGUGGCCUAUACCACGAUGGCGACUGGAGCCCCGACGGCGGCUAUAUCUACAUCACCAUCGUGUACAACUUCUCCGUGAGCCUGGCGCUCUACAGCCUGUUCCUCUUCCUCGGAGCCACCAGGGAGAUGCUCAAGCCCUUCGACCCGGUGCUCAAGUUCUUCACCGUCAAGUCUGUCAUUUUCCUCUCGUUUUGGCAAGGUGUAGCCCUAGCCAUACUCGAGAAGGCCGAGGUGAUAUCUCCUAUCCACGACGCGAACGGCGUGCCGACCACCGCGGGCACGGUGUCUGCGGGCUACCAGAACUUCCUGAUCUGCCUGGAGAUGCUGGCGGCGGCGGUGGCGCUGCGGUACGCGUUCCCGGCCGCCGUGUACGCGCACGCGCACCGCGACCCGCACCGCUCCGUCACCAUGCAGUCCAUCUCCAGUAGCCUCAAGGAGACAAUGAACCCCAAGGACAUAAUGACGGACGCGUUCCACAACUUCCACCCGCAAUACCAGCAGUACACACAAUACAGCUCUGAUGUCACUUCUCAACUGCCUUAUGAGAAACUAUAAACUCUGCCAUAGCUGUGCUCUGCAUGAAGUGCAUUGCUGUCUGUCCGUUUAUACAUACAUGUAAUAAUAAAUACAUUAUGCCCGAGCAUGGAAACACCACUAACAAUAAUGUAAAAUAAAAUCUAAAAAAAUAUAAGUGUGUUCAUGUUCAGCAGUAUUUCCAUUCAAGCACGAUGUUUGGGUGCCGUUUCAUUUGUGCUAAAUUUUGGUGCUUAUUGUAGGGUGCUCAAACUACUGGCGUUUGAAUGGGAAUAUUUCCAUAUUUAGUUAAUAACGAAUAUACUUGGGUUUUCUGCGCUUCUAAAGAAUAGAAAGCCUGCGUUUGUCUGUAUGUUUAUAUAGUUAUUCUGCAGUAUUUUCAAAGGAUUAUUUUGUCAGUCAGUAUUUAAAACAAUCAAGUAUUAUGAAAUCAUUCCAUUUUGAAUUUUAUGACGCACAGAAUUCAAGUAUAUUCGAUUCGAUAGGAAAGUAUCAAAACGGCAUGCGAAAAAUAAAUGUUUAUUAGGGAAUCAUAAACGGAGUGUCACUACACAUACAAAUUUUUGUUUUCACAUAACACACACACAAAGUGCCUUAUAUAGUGAAGGUGAACUAUCGAUUUCUGAUGCUCGGUCGAACCCACGUUAGUUAAGGACUUUAUUUUUAUAUCGAGGUAUAUCGAGGUAUUUGGCUAGUCCGAAACGCAUAACGAAUUUUUACGAAAAACUUAGGUAAGUAUCAUAUCGGAAGGCAUGGUAGAACAAAACGUGGUAUUGAAAUGGAACCAAUAUGAUAUUAAAACUGCACAGGGAUGAAAUACGAAAAAAUCAUGAGAAAAUCGUAGAAAAAAAGGGAAGAAAAAUCAGCAGAUAAAACAUAUCAUAUUUUUUGGAACAAUUAAAAACGAUCAAUAUCAAAUAUUCUAUACAUUGCAAAACAAUCAUCAUCCAAGAGCCUAUAAGCUACAAAAAAAUAUUUUUACUGGUAAUACAACAAAUUCGGACUAUUCAUUGCCAUAAAUAAGUAUCUACUUUGUACUUAAUGCCUUUAGUAUGUGUUGUGUAAGGAUUAGUGUAAAUGUUAAUUUUCUGUGAUUAUAUUACUUUUUCUUUUUGUAUUAUUUUGUUACUUUCUUAUAGUUACAGGAUAUGAUCCUUAGUUGAUGCUAGAAUUCAAAAUUAGUUUAAAAAAUAUUCUUUUUUUUUGUAAUAGCAACAUUGGCAUUUAUCGGGUUGUCUUGAUUUUGUACAUUCUUUUUUUAAAUAAAUUAUGUUUGAUAACUGUGGAAGUGAAACCUGCACUUUUAUUGCCAAACCAAAGAACGGCAUUUCAUGUUUCCACCUUCAGUUAAAUGUCGAGGCGGGUGUUGCCAACGCUUUGUAAUAAUACGCGCUUCAAGUAACUCUAACCUUAAUGAAAAUUAACUAACAACCUGUAAAGCCAUACUUUAUGUUUUCAUUUCCUGAAUAUUGUUAUCAUAAUAUUAUUUUUACUUAGGAGAUUUUUUAAACUUUAAUUAUAGUUUUGAUUAAAUUCUAAAGUAUAGUUAUUGUAGGUUUAAGUUAUAAUAAUUAUUUUUUACAGUUCACCACAGUUUGAUUUUCAAAACACUUGUAUUUCGCCUCUCACUAAUAAUAAAUAAAGGAUAUUACUUAAUUA
Helicoverpa armigera (cotton bollworm) is the source of this 3027-nucleotide messenger RNA. It is a transcript of the gene Tmep, whose product is annotated as transmembrane protein 184A. Lineage: Eukaryota; Metazoa; Arthropoda; Insecta; Lepidoptera; Noctuidae. The record is from RefSeq and is a predicted model, not a curated record. Gene Ontology annotation, molecular function: transporter activity. The transcript is spliced from 8 exons. The coding region runs from base 289 to 1389 and encodes 366 amino acids. Gene Ontology annotation, cellular component: membrane. Gene Ontology annotation, biological process: transport.